Molecule: messenger RNA, 2504 nt
Organism: Larimichthys crocea (large yellow croaker)
Lineage: Eukaryota; Metazoa; Chordata; Actinopteri; Sciaenidae
Gene: efemp2a
Product: EGF containing fibulin extracellular matrix protein 2a
Exons: 11
Coding region: 439-1752 (437 amino acids)
Molecular function (GO): calcium ion binding
Source: RefSeq, a predicted model, not a curated record
UUGCUCUCUCCCUCCCUCCCUCCUUCCCUUUGCAUGUGUUCAGCUGCUCCAGCUGUCGGUCUCCCCACUCACUCUCUCAGGGUCAUACAGGCAAGAGUUUAAGGGACCACUUCUGUACGCCAGCUCAGCCGGGACGACCACAGCCAGCAGCAGCAGCAGGACACACUGGUCAGAGGGGAGGCCGAGAGACAGAAGACUCAUCCGAAAAGAUUCAACUGUACCACUUCUUGGCUGCUCUGCACAUCACAAAGUCUGCAGCCUCUCUCAUCUUUGAAGAAGCGCUACCUGGCUGAUACCUGUGUGUGCGUGUGUGGUGUGUGUGUGUGUGUGUGUGUGUGCGUGUGUGGUUGUGUGUAUGUGUGUGUAUGUGUGUGUAUGCAUGCGUGUUUGUGUGGAUGUUUUACGUGUGUCCUGUCUCCCAUAAAUUAGUGUAUUAGUAUGCAGGGCGCUUGUGUGUCAAUCUUGUGCGUGUGCAUAUGUGUGUCUGUGCUCCUCCGCAGUGCUAUUUCACAGCCGCCUACAGAAAGUGACACCUACACGGAAUGCACAGAUGGGUAUCACUGGGACCCUCAGACUGAGCACUGCAAAGACAUAAAUGAGUGUGAGACUAUUCCAGAUGCCUGCAAAGGGGAAAUGAAGUGUUUCAACCACUACGGAGGGUACCUGUGCCUUCCCCGCUCUGCGUCAGUCAUCCCAGCCCCAGAGCCCGCUAUCACACCCACUGUGACCAACCCCUGCCCUUUGGGCUACGAGCCACAGGGAGACAGCUGCGUGGACAUCGAUGAGUGUGAAAGAGACGAACAUGACUGCCAGCCCAGCCAGCAUUGCAUCAACGCACUGGGUGCCUUUACCUGUCAGUGUCCGGAUGGAUAUCGCAAGGUUGGCACAGAAUGCAUUGACAUUGAUGAGUGCAGGUACAGAUACUGCCAACAUCGCUGUGUCAAUGUUCCCGGCUCCUUCUCCUGUCAGUGUGAACCUGGUUUCCAGCUGGCAGGAAACAACCGAUCUUGCAUCGAUGUGAAUGAAUGUGAGAUGGGUGCCCCCUGCUCUCAGAGGUGUUACAACACAUACGGCACCUUCCUUUGUCGCUGUGACCAGGGCUACGAGCUGGGACCUGAUGGCUUUGCCUGUAAUGACAUCGAUGAGUGCAGCUACUCCAGUUACCUGUGCCAGUACCAGUGUGUCAACGAACCAGGGAAGUUCUCCUGUGUGUGCCCCGAAGGAUACCAGCUGCAAGGCACCAGACUAUGCCAGGAUAUAAAUGAAUGUGAAACAGGAGAGCAUCAGUGUACUGACACACAGACAUGUGUGAAUAUCCAUGGACGAUACCAGUGUGUGGACACAAACCGGUGCCAAGACCCUUAUGUACAAGUGUCUGAGAACCGCUGUGUGUGUCCCGUCAACAAACCCCUGUGUCGAGAUCUGCCUUUCUCCAUCGUCCACCGUUACAUGAGCAUCACCUCAGAGCGCUCCGUCCCCUCAGACAUCUUCCAGAUUCAGGCCACCAGCGUCUCUCCGGGGGCUUACAACACCUUCCGCAUCCGCUCCGGUGAUGAAAACGGAGACUUCUACAUCAGGCAAAUCAAUAAUAUCAGUGCCAUGCUGGUGCUGGCCCGCGCUGUCUCGGGACCCAGAGAGUACACGUUGGACCUGGAGAUGGUGUCAGUUAACCCUCUGCUCAGCUACCAGGGCAGCUACCAGACCAGCUCCGCCCUCAGACUCUCCAUCUACGUCGGGCCGUACACCUUUUAAAGAAGUUAAAAGAAGAAGAAGAGUAAGAAAGAGUUGGGGAGAAGCACAGGUGGAAAGAGGAAAAAUGAAGCUGUAAAACAAAAGUGGUCGAUGCAGUUCAACCAGUCACUGUGAUGUUACACUCUUAGCUUUUUGUCCAAAGAAACCCACACAUUUCUGUCAGCCCACCAUAUUACACGUAAGAAUAUUCAUAUAAACACAUUAGUGCCUCACAGAUAAAUAACAACUAGUCAAAUUUGUUCCCGUGUAUUUAAUGUGCCAGUUUACCUGUUUCUUAGGAUAUCAUAUUAUUUUGUACUUAACAUCUAUCUGACAGCAUCAUUCUGUGGUCAAUGUGUAUUUUUAUUUUUUAAAAAAGGAUUUUACUCAAGAUUUCUUUCCCUCUCAUCUGUUCAUGGUGAUAACAAAUCUGUGGGGCUUAUUUUCUGUCUGCCUUCAGGUGGAGUGAUUCACGCCCAGCGUGACUGACUAAUCUCUUUCUAGCAGUUUACAUUCUUAUCGUCAGCUCUGCUCUGUUUGUCACUUUAUUCUUGUCAGCCCUGUUUCCUGUUGACAGAUGUGAUUCAGUAACCACUCAGAUCAGACCUCAGCAUCCAGGCUCCUCCUUCACCCUCCACUGUUCAUUCCUAUGUUCAAGCUCUCCCUCACUGCUUUUUGUAGGUUUGUCACAUUGCUGAUUGUGUUGUACUUUGUUUUUUUUGUUGUUUUUUUUUGUCUGAGAUUUAAGCCCAAAUUAAACAACAUACCUUUUC